Messenger RNA from Lactuca saligna, 294 nucleotides. The record is from the annotation of a GenBank genome assembly. NCBI's taxonomy places the organism in Eukaryota, Viridiplantae, Streptophyta, Magnoliopsida, Asterales, Asteraceae.
AUGUUGAACAUCAAACCCAAUCAAAAUCUCAUAGUCGACUUUCACGCAUCAUGCUAUAAUGCUCUGAUUAAUCCUUUAAUAGAGUGUCUAAGAUUUUCGCCAUUGAUGAAGGUGAUGACAAUGGAUGAAGAUGUUCCUCUUGUUCAUUUGUCCAAAGCUUAUUUAACAUCCAUCUAUAAUAAGAUCGACGAAAUCAUUAACUUUGAAGUUUCUAGUCACAAAACCUCCAUCUCGAAAGCUAAUUUAUGCAAACUUCUAGGGCUUGUUUCGUAUGACAUUGGUGUUGAUCCUUAG